CACAAAUCACUUGCACACUAGUGUCCAUUGUAUACCACUCCUAUGUCCAGUCUUUUAUAUUUGAUCCUCAAUAUACCUCUCUAUUUUAGGUUAUCUCUAUUCUCCAUGCUUUGGUAAGCACUAUCAGUGCAUUUGUCUCAUGGCCCUCACCACUGUACACUUGUUACCUAGCAACCAUUCCCUCGACACACUACGUCCACGUCGUCACGUGACCUUCUGUGAUCACUUCUGGGUCAGCACUGUACGGGAGAGGUUCGCUUACUAUUGGUAAGUACACCUUACACUUUUUCUAUACAGUUGCAAGAAAAAGUAUGUGAACCCUUUGGAAUGAUAUGGAUUUCUGCACAAAUUGGUCAUAAAAUGUGAUCUCAUCAUCAUCUAAGUCACAACAAUAGACAAUCACAGUCUGCUUAAACUAAUAACACACAAAGAAUGAAAUGUUGCCAUGUUUUUAUUGAACACACCAUGUAAACAUUCACAGUGCAGGUGGAAAUAGUAUGUGAACCCUUGGAUUUAAUAACUGGUUGAACCUCCUUUGGCAGCAAUAACUUCAACUAAACGUUUCCUGUAGUUUAAGCAGACUGUGAUUGUCUAUUGUUGUGACUUAGAUGAUGAUGAGAUCACAUUUUAUGACCAAUUUGUGAAGAAAUCCAUAUCAUUCCAAAGGGUUCACAUACUUUUUCUUGCAACUGUAUAAAACAAGGCAAUUCACAGUUAGGUAGCGAUCCCUCCACACAGCUCCCCAUUAACCAACAUCCGGCAUACACUACAUACAAAAUAGAAUAGGGGAUGAUCUGCUAAAUACAGAUAGAAUGGAAAAACAUAGCGUUUAACUGUGUGGGAGUGAGUAACACUAUUAAAUUUGCAAUUGGCCACUCACAAAGUUUAGGAUGGAAAACAGCUUUAAAUAUAAUCCUUUCUCCAGUAAUCACUGUGUUUUCUCCUCUUCACACUCCCAUCAGUGGAUUGGAAUAUAUAAUUCAAAAAGAGAAAUAUACAAAAAAUGUAGUGCACUUCCAGAAUGUAGUACAAAAAGAAAUUUAAUAACUUACAUAUAAGUAUAAAACAAAUGUGACCACUGGACGUCCUACACGUUUCGUCCUAAAUCUGGACUUCCUCAGGGACUCAGUGUAUCAGCAACAAUAAGAAUAUAGUUACACACAUCCAGCAUACACUGCCUGAUCCCGAUGGAUCAGCUGGGAAAUGUCCGGGGGAAGUGCCCACGGAUCAUUUAAUUAGGGCUGUUUGUCUUCACAACCUGUCAGCAUUGCCAUUCUGCUUACCGGGUCUUUAGGGAAUGGUAAAGUCAUAUGGUUGUAGGGCUAGGCUCCACCGGAGUGGCCUGGUAUUGUACCCUGUGAUCCGGUUAAGCCAGACCAAGGGUUUGUGAUCCCUGAGCAGGGUGAAUUGCUGUCCAUACAGAUAGGGCUGUAGCUUUUCGAGUGCCUACACCACCGCCAGGCACUCCUUCUCAAUGGCGGCGUAGCUUUCUUCCCUGGGCAGCAACUUCCUGCUGAGGUAAGCCGCGGGGUGUCCUCUGCCAUCAUCCCUGACAUGAUCCAAACAUGGAGGCAUCUGUGUGAACAAGAAAGCCUUUUCUGGGAUUAGGAGCAGCCAGGACAUUAUUAGUCAGGGCGUCCUUAAGGGCUUGGAAUGCCUGCUCACACUCUGGGGUCCACCGGACCUGUCCGGGCAAGGACUUUUUGGUCCGGUCGGUGAGGGGCUUUGCGAUGGCACUGUAAUUGGGAACGAACUUCCUAUAAUAGCCGGCAGUCCCUAGUAAAGCCAGCACCUGGAUCUUAGUGAAGGGAUGGGGCCAGCUAGCUAGGGCCUCCACUUUGGCUGGUUCGUGCUUCUGUGUCCCACAAUCCACCUGGUGUCCUAGGUAUUAAGAAUCGACCGAUAUUGAUUUUUUAGAGUCGAUACCGAUAAUUUGUGAACUUUCAGGCCGAUAGCCGAUAACUUGCCGAUAUUCUGUACAUUUACCAUUUUGAAAAAAUAAACUAUUUCUAAAGGUAAAAUCACAAAAUAUACAUGCCACAUGUAGUGGAUGCAGUGGGUUUAGACAGGGGAGCGGUGUGUGUAGUGUGUGUAUAUAAUGAAUGCAGUGAGUGUGUGUGUAGUGUGUGUAUAUAAUAAAUGCAGUGAGUGUUUGUGUAGUGUGUAUAUAAUGAAUGCAGAGUGUGUGUGUAGUGUGUGUAUUUAAUGAAUGCAGUGAGUGUUUGUGUAAUGUGUAUAUAAUGCAUGCAGUGAGUGUGUUUGUGUAGUGUGUAUAUAAUGAAUGCAGUGAGUGUGUUUGUGUAGUGUGUAUAUAAUGAAUGCAGUGUUUGUGUAGUGUGUAUAUAAUGAAUGCAGAGUGUGUGUAAUGUGCAUAAAGUGAAUGCAAUGUGUGUAAAGUGAGUGCAGUGUGUAGUGUGUAUAUAGUGAAUGCAGUGUGUGUGAAGUGUGCGUAUAUAUGCAAUGCAGUGUGUUUGUAUAGUGUGUGUAUAUAAUGAAUACAGUGUGUGUAUAUAAUGUAUAUAAUGCAGUGUGUGUGUGUGUUUCUGAAGGGAUGUGAUUUGUGUAAAAUGGGGGGAGAAAGGCAUUUUUUAUUUUGAAUAUUUGUCUUUUAAAAAAAUAUAUUUUAAUGUUUUAUUUUAUUGUUCCCCCUCCCUGCACCAUCCGUUUUUCAUCCCGAAUGGCAUUACCUUAAGCUGGUACAGGCCAAAGGGGGGGACGAAGGCGGACUUGGGGAAAGCAUUCACUGCCAGCGGGAUCUGCCAAUAUCCCUUGCAUAGGUCAAUGGUGGUUAGGUAUCGGCCUUGAGCCAUUCUAUCAAGCAGCUCAUCUAUGCGGUGCAUUGGUUAGGCAUCGGAGACCGUCUUGUCGUUGAGCCUCCUGUCUUUCUUCGGGACUAUGAAUACUGGGGAGGCCCAAGUCCUCGUGGACGGUUUGAUGACCCCUAGCUGGAGCCUCACCGGAAUCUCCUGUAUUAUGCUCCCCCACACAGCCUCCGGCACUCAGUAUGGGGUCUUUCGUAGAGGCUCUUGGUCGGGUGUCUCCACUCUAUGGGUGGACAGGGGGGGUAUACCCUGGCAGGUUGGAGAAGGUCGUUUGCUUGGCGAACAUCUGUUUUGCCAUAAUCUUCCGGGGCUGGCACGCAAAUGGUGACGACAUCCUCUGUCCGCUCGUGAUAGGGCUUAAGCAUGUUCACAUGAAACAGGCGUCACAUUCCGGUAGCAGAGCAUGGGCCGAUCACAUAGGUAGUGUCCUCUUUCUGUUCCACUACCCAGUAUGAGUCCUGCCAGGCAGCCUGUAGCCUGUCAUGUCGGAUGGGUUUCAGCACCAAAACCUUCUGUCCGACCUGAAAGCUACGGCUCCUGGAACCCCGAUCAUACCAUGCACUGGUGCCUCUGGGCCGUCUGGAGCUUCCCUCGUACCAGAUAGGUGAGUUCCUCCAGCUGGUCCCUAAAACUCCUGCACAUAUGGAACGAUGUGGGUUCCUUCCUCUUCCCAGUGCUCUGGCACUAGAUCUAAGGUUCCCCUCACUCUCCGCCCAAACAUUAGUUUGAACGGGGAUAGAACCCAGUCGAUUCCUGCAGCACCUCCCGAUAAGCGAACAGGAGAUGGGUCAGGAAUUUCUCUCAAUCCUUGUGAGUCGCCGCAAAGGUACAGAGCAUUAGCUUCACCUUACCGUUCAAUCGCUCACACAGGUCAUUGGUCUGGGGAUGAUAAGGGGAGCUCAGGAUUGGUUUAAUGCCACACAACACAAUUGGUGGGUCAUUUAGGCAGUAAACUGGGUGCCCUGGUCCAAGAAAAUCUCCCAAGGAAACCCCAUCCGGGAGAACACUCCCAUCAGGGCAUCAGCCACAGUCUCUGCCCGAAUAUUGCUCAGGGCGACUGCCUCGAGUUGUGUAGUUCACGAUGGUCAGAAUGUACUUCUUCCCUAAUGGACUAGGCUUGGCUAGGGGACCUAUGAUAUUGACAGCUACUUUGCUGAACAAUUCUUUGAUAAUGGGUAGGGGAUAGAGGGGGGCCCUGUGCCGGUCCCCCCACUUCCCCACUCUCUGGAAGACAUCGCAGGUCUGGCAGUACUGCCGCAGAUCCUUGGAGAUUUUCCUGGGAGAUGCUUGCCCAGAAGAAGCUUUGGAUGAGCCGAGAUGCUGUCCGGCUCCUGUCCAAAUGCCCUGCCAAGGGGCUAUCGUGAGCUAGCUUCAGAAGCUCAUAGCGAUACUUCUUGUGCGCCACCUGCUGCUUGGUGUUAGAAGGGGGUGUAGCUGAUUCCUUGGUUACAUGUGAUGUAAUUGUAACUUCAUAUACUUUGAUAGAGUAUAUCCACGGAAGAGUCUCCCUAGUCCUCCAUUCAGUUUAACAGUAAGCCCGCCCACAUGCCUCUAUGUCUGUGAGAAAAGUGAGCACUCGAGGAACAAUACAAAACCACAAAACACCCCAAAAUGCAUAAAAGUUUGAUGGGAACCACCACAAGUAUUAUAUCCCCGGUUUUGAGCGCCCAAGUUGUGCAUAUAUCGCUCAAAUCCAUGUAAUAUAGCCGCAUCGCCACCAAGGAAAGGAGAUGGUGGCCAAUCCACUGUGUGGUGUUCCUGUAUCAACAUAAACUAAGUCUCCCUCUGGCUCAUACAUAGUGAAUGGUCCUCUUGUGCGGGAGGGUCUUUUCUCUGAAAAGUGCUCUCCUUGCCUGUCUGGGAACUGACCAGGCAACAGUAUGAUUUUUCCCGGUGUUCGUGAGGCAUUGUGUCAUUUUACAUUUUGCCAAGUUAAUAAAAGUAAGUGUGUAGAAGCGUUUUGAGCAAGCAGCAGAGGCAACCGGUCGCACAAUUCUGGAGCUCCGUAAUGCAAACGGAGAAAUCAAACCUAAUCCCAAACAAAAUUACCCCUACUAUAACCAGACCCCACGCAGGAACCCCGCAGGCUCCAUGGGUCGCAAAAAUAAGAAAAGAUUGCCGGAUAAUACAGGCCCUGGGCUCACAAUUGGAGAAAUGUGGAGGCAAGCAUGCGGCCCGAGUGAAGCCAAUAUGGCGGCGCUCCACGGGGGCUGCACGGAUUUCUCUGAUGAAUACUCAGAGGAAGCGGACGAAGACUACCCCCAAACACCAGCCCCAAAAGGGAAACCUACACCGGGCAAACCAAGGUCAGACCCCGAUGCAGACCUAGUCACCACCGGAGUACUGAAAGCCUUACUGGCUGACCUGCAGAAAAAUAUCCGCACUGAGAGGAGAGCUGCAGGGCCUGACAGGCCGGAUUACCGAGCUGGAAGACUCCUCUCAAAACCACCAGCGCAGCAUCACCGCACUGCAAGACAAAGUGCAAGAGCUGCACAGCAAACACACACUACUUGAACGGCGCCUGGAUACCCAAGAAGACACGAGAAGGAGACACAAUAUUAAGGUCAGGGGGAUCCCGGAGGGACCACCAGAGGCAGAUCUCCCACACACGAUCCAAAACCUCUUGGCCGCCAUAUUCCCCCCGGGUCAACACGCGUCCAUCAAACCCACAGACCUUUACAGGAUCCCAAAGCCUACUGGGGCCCCAGUGGCAACCACAAGGGACACAAUCCUGACCUUUAAGAAUGGUAGGGACAAGGCAAUGGUCCUCAACGCUCUCCGAGGUAAAACUCCCUUGAAAUUUGAGAACGCAACACUCACCUUCUAUAACGAUCUGUCGAGGGGAACCUUGGCAUGGCGCAGAUCGCUCCGACCCCUCACCGCCACACUUCAGCACCGAAAGAUCCCGUACCGCUGGAGGUCCCCUCACAUACUAACCGUGCAAAGGGGCGAGACCACCUACCAAAUUCAUGACCCACAAGACGCAACAGAGCUACUACUGGCCUUAGGCCUAACCUGGGACUCACUCCUCCAAACGGGCCUCCAGGGCCCCUUCACUCCGAAUUCCAACUGGGACCCGGCGAACAGCGUACCAUUUGUGCCUCGAAAUCCUACACCAGUCACCUAUGCUGCGGUCACCACCUAAGUGGAGCAGAGGCGCCUGCCAGCACCUGGCCACAGUGGAUUACCGUACAGGACAAGGAUCAAAUCUAGAAUAUUAAUUAAAUGACUUCGAGAACUUACUGCGGACUCUGGGACUGCCACAUGAACAUCUCACCCAGGCGGAGCUAACCAACGAUACUCCUUCAACCCAUACCUGGUCACUGGGCACACCGUUCAUUCCACGAGACUCCACGCCGAUUACUUAUGCGGCGGUCACCUCCUAGGAGAGAUACCACACAAGUCCCCGGGGAACCUGACACAACGCCAGACACUGGGAAGAUAAUAAAUACGAAAUAGCCGGGACUAUUCACAGUACCCCACAGCUGCCCAACAAACCAUCCGACCAACCUCAACAGUAACACAGACGGCUAACGCUGACCCCAUGAUACCGAGGGCUACAGCUUUCUCCUAUUCCUGACCACUACAGACUCUACAGGGCCCAACGUACAGAAACAACACGGGGACUAUAUUGCUCUGGGACACCUGUACCCAUCUUCUCCAGAGCAUUGUACGCUCUAUAUCUACUGCCAGCCUCCCACAAGAGACCCACUCACCAGAAACAUCACCACUCAAUUCUCACUACACUGGUUUCCUUAAUCCUGAUGCAACAGCUUAAAAUCAACAUACUGGUGAUAUAAUGUAAACAUGAUUUCAACUUGUAUAUCUAAUUAUGACAAACUACCUAGCCCUUCCAGUGGACACUGGUGUCUAGAUAUCCCAUAAUCAGUGAUAACCUAAGGCAGUCUGUAACCAUUCAUGUUCAACCUGUUUGCAGUUAAUAUGUUUAUGUGCAACACGCGAGUCAAACACCUCUUAAAAAGUGCAAAGUUAAAAAUGGCCUCCUGCUGGUUAAAUUUUACUUUUCCUCUGAAAGUGUGUUUCCUUAAUGCCCUCAUUGUUAUUAGAUCUAAAAUUAAUCAGUCCUAAGCCUUAACUAUGGGACCCUCCAGGGACGAUAUGGCUCUGCCAAGCCGAGGCACUGGCUGACAGUGCCGUGUGCCCUCGAGCGAGGUACCCAUGUCCCCCUCAGGACUUACAGCCAUACCCAGCUUGCCGGUACCAAACCAGGCAAUAUUAACAUACAUAUGUCAAAGUUAAUUCUAAGCUUGACUGAAUCUCAGCAGAUUACAUUUACUCAUCUAUUUAGUUACCCUCAGUGAUUUAACCAGAGCUAAUCUACUAAUUAAUCUUUAUUGUGUUUUAACCAGUUCGCAUAUAUCAGAACCUCGUACAAAUUACUCACAGCAAGCGUACCUCACCAUGGGUACCUACAGUAUAAAUGUCAUUAAUAGACUAAAAACGUUUUAACUAAACUUGUUAACCUGUUUCCUAUAUAUAAUCCUAGCCUUAAUAUUUAAUGUUGCUGUCCUAGCUUGAAAACAUAACUGUUAACCCACUCAACAUAUUCCUCAACCCUGUGGGUACCCAGGAAUGUUAUAAUAAUGCCUAGAAAGAAAUGAAACGUAUUGUUGAACCCAAAACUAUAUUGAUCAUAGCUUGUUUUCUCUACCAUUACAUAGGUUAUUUUAAUCUUAUGUUAUCUCAUUUUAUGUUGCUCUCAUUAUUAUUGAUGCCUUCUCAGUUUAACACCUGUUUAUUAAUAAUAUAAAACUGUGCAGACUAUCUAUUUGCCAUGUUUGACAAUGUAAGAUUCUAUUAAGCUUGUGACUGCUGAUGUGGCAACACGGGCUUGUUUGAUAUCACUUGCACAAUAUAAAUAAAGAAUUUAAAAGUAAGUGUGUAUACGCAGUUUUAAGAUUAUAAUGGGAAUUGAAGCAUACAAAUAUUUUCUCAUUUUUAAGGUAUUACUUAAUCGCCAUAAUGUUUCAUUGUCAUAUUUCUGAUGUUUCACGAAAAAAGUAUGGUAAACAAUAAAUCAUUUAUAGACAGAUUUUCUGUAACUCCCAGUACAUUUUGUUUCAGAUAUUUCCAGCAGCAGAAGUUUUUCUAAAGGACAGGACACCAACAGAAAUAUACUAAGCAAGAUUAUGAAGACAUCUUUUAAUAAAAGGACCAAGGAUUCUAACUCUCCAACCUCAAGCAAUCUCUCAGAAUCUUAUAUGUCUACAAAGGAGAUAGUAAACAUGAACACAAAACCUUUAUCAUGUUCUGUAUGCGGAAAAUGUUUUCGCUGGCAGUCAGAAAUUGUAAUACAUCAUAGAACUCACACAGGAGAGAAACCGUUUGCAUGUUCUGUAUGUGGUAAAUGUUUUAGCUGUAACUCAGCUCUAGUUGCACACCAGAAAUCUCACACAGGUGAGAAACCUUUAUCAUGUUCUGUAUGCGGAAAAUGUUUUCGCUGGCAGUCAGAAAUUGUAAUACAUCAGAGAACUCACACAGGUGAGAAACCGUUUGCAUGUUCUGAAUGUGGGAAAUGUUUUAGCUGUAACUCGGCUCUAGUUGUACACCAGAGAACUCACACAGGAGAGAAACCUUUCUCAUGUUCUGAAUGUGGCAAAUGUUUCAGCAAUAGCUCAGCUUUAGUUGCACACCAGAGAAUUCACACAGGAGAGAAACCUUUCUCAUGUUCUGAAUGUGGGAAAUGUUUUAGCGAUCGCUCAGUUCUAGUUCAACACCAGAGAACUCACACAGGAGAGAAACCUUUCUCAUGUUCUGAAUGUGGGAAAUGUUUCAGCAAUAGCUCAGCUCUAGUUGUACACCAAAGAAUUCACACAGGAGAGAAACCUUUCUCAUGUCCUGAAUGUCGGAAAUGUUUUAGUGAUAGCUCAGUUCUAGUUCAACACCAGAGAACUCACACAGGAGAGAAACCUUUCUCAUGUUCUGAAUGUGGAAAAUGUUUUAAGAGGCAUUCAACUCUAGUAGCACACCAGAGAACUCACACAGGAGAGAAACCUUUUUCAUGUGCUGAAUGUGAGAAAUGUUUUACCCAGUACUCUCAGCUUGUUAAACAUCAAUUAUCUCACACCGGAGAGAAAUCUCUCUCAUGUUUUGAAUGUGGGAAAUGUUUUAGCUGUAACUCAGCUCUAGUUGUACACCAGAGAACUCACACAGGAGAGAAACCUUUCUCAUGUGCUGAAUGUGGGAAAUGUUUUAGCUGUAACUCAACUCUAGUUGUACACCAGAGAACUCACACAGGAGAGAAACCUUUCUCAUGUGUUGAAUGUGGGAAAUGUUUCAGCAAUAGCUCAGCUCUAGUUGUACACCAGAGAACUCACACAGGAGAGAAACCUUUCUCAUGUGCUGAAUGUGGGAAAUGUUUUAGCAGUAACUCUACUCUAGUUGUACACCAGAGAACUCACACAGGAGAGAAACCUUUCUCAUGUGCUGAAUGUGGGAAAUGUUUCAACAAUAGCUCAGCUCUAGUUGUACACCAGAGAACUCACACAGGAGAGAAACCUUUCUCAUGUGCUGAAUGUGAGAAAUGUUUUAGCUGUAACUCUUCUCUAGUUGUACACCAGAGAACUCACACAGGAGAGAAACCUUUCUCAUGUGCUGAAUGUGAGAAAUGUUUUAGCCAGUACUCUCAGCUUGUUAAACAUCAAUUAUCUCACACAGGAGAGAAACAUCUCGCAUGUACAGAAUGGAGAAAUAGUUUUGUCAGUAAACCAGAGUUUGUUAAGCAUCAGAUAACUCACACGGUAGAGUUGUUAUAAUGUGUUUAUGAAUUAACAUCAGAAUUAAACAACUAAUACUGUGAAUUGCUUUAUUGCUGACACAAGAAAAAAUACCUGUGAUAGUAGCAAUGUAUAAAUGAUGCAUUGGUAUUGCGAUUGUGUUAACUCUACAGAGCCCCUCUUUACUUUCCUCCCCUUUGAUAUUAAUGUUAAAUUUGAAAAUGUGCCUUCCAUGCACAACUUUUGUUUUCUUUAAUGUUUGUUUAUUUUUGGUUAGUGUGAGUUAUUGCACAUAUUGAAUCUGAAUGUUAAAAAUAUUUUGCCCGUAAAGGAGUGCUUGUUAUACAUCAAGUAAUUCACACAGGAGAGAAACCUUUCUCUUUUUCUGAAUGUGGGAAAUGUUUUAGUCUGCAUGUACACCUUGUUAGUCAUCAGUGAACUCACACAAGAGAGAAAUUGUGUGAUGUUUUGAUUGUUCCAAAUGUCAUAGUCAACUCUAGUAAUAUAUGAGGAAUCUAUGUAUUAAUUUGGGAAUAAAAUAUAUUUUACUGUGAAUGUGAGACAUUCUAAAAUCGUAAUUCAAAGUUUGCUUACGUUUCAGCACCUCAAGCCUUUCUCAUACUAACACUAUAAAUAAUAACUGUAACAGUAGCAGUCAAUGUACAAAUUAUGUAUUGGUAUUGUGAUAAAUUGUAAGCAUCCCCUGUUAACUGAAUGAAAAUGCGCAAAUUGACAUACUGCUGACAUGUAAUUUAGUGUAACUAUAUCUAUCUAUAUAUGCACUUUAAUGUGUUUUAAAGAAC
Molecule: messenger RNA, 10362 nt
Organism: Pelobates cultripes (western spadefoot toad)
Lineage: Eukaryota; Metazoa; Chordata; Amphibia; Anura; Pelobatidae
Source: the annotation of a GenBank genome assembly